Spathaspora passalidarum NRRL Y-27907 is the source of this 908-nucleotide messenger RNA. RefSeq names its product TRAPP subunit. The transcript has a single exon. The record is from RefSeq and is a predicted model, not a curated record. Lineage: Eukaryota; Fungi; Ascomycota; Pichiomycetes; Serinales; Debaryomycetaceae. Bases 19 to 501 code for a protein of 160 amino acids. Gene Ontology annotation, biological process: endoplasmic reticulum to Golgi vesicle-mediated transport. Gene Ontology annotation, cellular component: TRAPP complex.
AAGCCUGAAUAAACCACAAUGACAAUAUACUCAUUCUUUAUAUUUGACCGUCACUGCAAUUGCAUCUAUAAUCGAGAAUUCACACAAACAAGCGCGGCAGGUGUAAACAAUGGAUUAAUCAACAAAAACAACACCUCACACUCAUCCAAACUUCUCUUUGGGAUAAUAUACUCGCUCAAAUCACUAUCUGCCAAACUCAUAUCCGAGAACGAAUUGACAUCAUUCACAUUAGGACAACUGUUUAGAUUCCAUUUUUGGGAAAGCGUUACAUCGUAUAAAUUUGUGGUUGUCACGGGAUAUGAUGUUGAUGAUAUGCAACAAGUACUUGUGAGAUUGCACCAAUACUUUGUCGAUUGCGUGGCUCUGAAUGGAUUGACGCCAGUUGAGUUCAAAUGGAGUGCUAAUGGCGAGAAAUUAGACAAUGUGGGGUAUUCUGUCAUAUGUAAUAAUAGUUUUGUUGAAGAAACUGAUCAAUAUUUACAAUCAUUACUGAUCUAUUAGAGGAGAAAAGGGAGCGUGAAAAAGGGAGAACCUAGUAAUGACAACUCAGCAUUACGUUAGUAAUAUCCACUAGUUGAUGGUUUCUUGGAAUAACAUUUUAGUUAAACGAAACGCUGUUUGGGUAAAUGGCUACAUAUAGCUUAACUUACAUAUAAGAUAUAUGCUUCAUACUACUUAGAGUUACAACAUUUCAAUAUCAAGGUAGAGAGUUUUACCCGUGCUAUUUACAUAUAUAGAAAGAUUCUUCAAUGUAAUGCACUAUUAUUAUCUCAGCAUGCUGUAUUAUUUGUCUAACAACUGUAAAUAAAUCGUUUCAUAUCUAACAUAACAGUCCAAAGUUCUAUGUUGUAAGCUGGCCAAAACUUACAACCACCAAAACUGUAUAACCUUCUUUGUAACAGAGUUUU